Molecule: messenger RNA, 765 nt
Organism: Xenopus tropicalis (tropical clawed frog)
Lineage: Eukaryota; Metazoa; Chordata; Amphibia; Anura; Pipidae
Gene: cd109.4
Product: CD109 antigen gene 4
Exons: 4
Coding region: 78-578 (166 amino acids)
Source: RefSeq, a predicted model, not a curated record
AAUAAGUCCUUUUCAAAGGUCUAACAGCAAUACAGAGCCUGGACAUCCAAACUUCUGUGGUUCCAUAGGAAGCCAGGAUGUACCUGCUGGGUCAUCUGCUUCUGAGAUGUAUCUGCCUCUCACUUUUAAUAUUCCACUUUUCUGACGCUCGUGCUUCAUACUAUAUUUCAACUCCUAGUAUUAUAUACUCUGGAAUCAAUACAACACUUUGUGUUCACUGGUUUGGGAGCAGUUAUUCUGAAAUCAAUGUCACUGCUGGAAUUUUACACCAAGAUGUAACUGUAGCUCAAGCAACACAAGUUUUUCAGAAUGAUUCCAUUGGAAUUAUGUCUAUACCUGCAACUCCAUUGGAUUCUUCCGACUAUGGUUAUUUUUUAUUUGUAAAUGGAUCAGCUGGAAAUGAAUCGAUUUUUUCAAACAUUUUUGACCUGACUAUAAAACAAAUUCAAACAAAUACAUUCAUUGAAACGGACAAGAAAAAUUACAGACCUCAGGAAACAGUCAAGAUUAGAAUUAUAACUGUAUAUAAUGACUUGACACCAUACAAAGGACCUAUAAAUAUAUAUAUAACGGUAUGAGUGACUUGGUUCUAUUGUAUAUAGCUGCAUAGCUAUUAAAUCUCUAUACUGUACAUAUACAGGUAUGGUAUCUGUUACAUGGAAACUUGUUAGCCAGAAAGCUCACAUUGUAUAGAUUGUAUAUUUUAAGCAAAUAAUUUACAUUUUUAAAAACAAUUUCCUGUUUCUCAGUAAUAAUAAAAAAAUA